GCCAAGUCAACCAUUUGAUAGAUUUGAAAGCAAGUACUCUUUUAGAUUGGAACAGAUUGUUGACACCUUCUUAUUCUUCACUGGCUCUCCGUCACCUGGUUAUUCUGAUUACUUAUUUUUGUUUUGUCCAUUCAGUAUUUCGCCAAAGUUCGGGCUCAUUUGGGGUGCACUGUGGCAGCAGUAGCAAAUCGACGCGCUGUUCACAACCAACCUCAUCUUCAGUGAUUCUUCACGCAUCUGUUUGAGAUCUUCUGAUAAAAGAUCAGGAAUCACAUUAAUUAUUAUCAUAACCUUCAUGACAGCGAAUGCGAUCAUGAUGUGACGUGGAUUGUUCAAUCAUCUUUCGUGAAUCACACACGGAUCCAUAGCCCUACAUGGAUCCAUCUACUUAUCCCCCUUACGGGCGCUAAUCUCCUCUUCGCUUCUGAUUGUGCUCCCUUAAUCCUCUCAUGGAUACGCGCGCCUCCAAAUCGGGUGUCGGCGAUAUGGACAUGCGGCGCAGUCUCUUCGGCAUCCCGCCCUCCAGCCAGUCCAAGGGCUACACCACCCUGCCCCAUGACGACGAAGAACACGAGGCCUUCCUCAGCGAUACCCUCCGCCAGCAGCAGCAGGUGAUCCGCCUGCAGGACGACACCCUGGACAAGAUCGGCAGCAGUGUGGGAGUGCUGAAGGAUAUGAGCGAGAAGAUCGGGAUGGAGGUCAGUGAUCAUAUGGUGAUUAUGGAUGAUCUGGGGGAUAAGAUGGAGCGGACGGACGGGACGAUGACGGUGGUGAUGCGCAAGCUGCAGAAGGUAUCACGAUUGAGUGAUGAUCGCUCGCAGUGGUGGGCCAUCGGGGUGCUGCUGGUGAUCCUCUUGAUUAUUCUCAUUCUCUUCGCGGUAUUAUGAUGGGAAUCCGACACGGAUCACGGGGAAUUUUAUCGGGCCAUGUUUAUGUGGGUUGUGUGUCUGUAGCAGCUUUUUUGUCCUGAUUUUGCCAGUUUUGCACUCUUCUCGGGUAAUGCCGCGUUAUGAUGAAAUUCUAUGUAAGAAAUUCUGUUCUUUACGUGUAAAGGAUAAAUCUGUUCAAAGAAAAAUCCGAGCCACUGCUAAUGAAGUGUGUAAAGGCUUUUUCUGUCGUUUUGCAACUGUAUUUGCAUUUGAGCUCCCUAAUUUAUUUUGAUUAAAUUCUUGUUUUACUCUGUUUUCUUGAUCAAGUUGUACGAUGCAGACCGUUUAAAAUUUUCAUGUACCGUACGGAAUAUUAAAAUUUGCGCAACGAGUGCUAGUAGUUGGUAGUUAU
Molecule: messenger RNA, 1281 nt
Organism: Paramacrobiotus metropolitanus
Lineage: Eukaryota; Metazoa; Tardigrada; Eutardigrada; Parachela; Macrobiotidae
Product: syntaxin-6-like
Exons: 1
Coding region: 450-887 (145 amino acids)
Source: RefSeq, a predicted model, not a curated record